AUGAAUGUCUGUAGGUUACGCUUAACAGUACCACCUGAUGAAGGCUCACAGCCUGAACAGGGAGCAAAGGAACCUGAAAGAAAAAAAAAUCUCUACCAUGUACCAAAUGGCAUGUCUCCAGGGAAACUCUCUCAUGGGAUGGUGUAUGGCGUCGUGCACCGAACUGACAACAACCAUAAAAGAGAAAUGGUGGUUUAUGGCUGGUCAGCUGAUCAGCUGAAAGAGGAGAUGAAUUACAUUAAAGAAGUGAGAGCAACUCUGGAAAAAGUAAGAAAGAAAAUGUAUGGUGAAUAUGAUGAAAUGAAACGAAAAAUACAGCAGCUUACGAAUGAACUGAAAGUGACAAAUGCUCAUCAGGAAUCCUUAGAGAAUCAUGUGCGAGUGCAGGCUGCAGCCUUAGAUAGCUUUAGCGAAAUGAACAGCUCCUUGACAUCAGCAUCAAUAGACUUGCAGAAAACUCUAGUGGAUGUUACAUUGGAGAACAGUGAUAUAAGGGAACAAAUAAGGAAUUUAAAACAUACACAUGAGCAAUCUAUGGAAAAGCUGAGAGAGAAGCAAAAGCAACUGGAAACAGCACAAAUUGAAAAUCAGUUACUGAAAUUAAAGGUGGAAUCGUCGCAGGAAGCCAAUGCAGAAGUCAUGAGAGAGAUGACAAGAAAACUGUAUAGUCAGUAUGAGGAAAAAAUGCGAGAAGAGGAGCAGAAACAUAAAGCUGAGAAAGAAAUACUCCUAGAGGAAACGAAUCGGCUUCUGAAGGCUAUUGAAGAGGCAAAUAAGAAGAUGCAGAUUACAGAAACAAGCAUACAGGAAAAGGACCAGAGAAUUGGUGAGCUGGACCGGCUGAUUGAACGCAUGGAAGAGGAACGUCACCAGCUGCAAAAACAACUCGAACUAAAUGAAAUACAAAUAUCUGGAGCAAAAUCUGAAAACAAUUCUGACAGUGAAAGGUCACAGCAUUUGGAGGAGGUAGCAGCUAGCCUAAGAGAGCGAAUCAAACAUCUGGAUGAUAUGGUCCACUGCCAACAGAAGAAAGUCAAGCACAUGGUUGAGGAGAUUGAAAUGCUAAGGAAGAAAGUAAAAGAAAAGGAAUUAUUUAUAAUACAGCUUUUAGAAAAAAUCUCUUUCUUAGAAUGUGAGAAUAAAGAAUUACAAGAUAAAUUAGACUAUUUAAUGGAAAACCAACCAAAGACCAAUAUAGAAACCAGAGAUACUGGUGUAGGAUGUGAUCUUCCAUACAGUACUGAGAACAGAAGAUCUCCUGAAAGUGCCAGGCCGGUGAGGACAUACACGCCAUUCAAGAGAGUGUUGGAAUUUAGCACAAAGAACAGUACAUCUUGA
Fulmarus glacialis (Northern fulmar) is the source of this 1338-nucleotide messenger RNA. Its product is annotated as myocardial zonula adherens protein-like. Gene Ontology annotation, biological process: intracellular signal transduction; maintenance of ER location. The annotation marks the transcript as partial. NCBI's taxonomy places the organism in Eukaryota, Metazoa, Chordata, Aves, Procellariiformes, Procellariidae. The record is from RefSeq and is a predicted model, not a curated record. The transcript is spliced from 12 exons. Gene Ontology annotation, cellular component: intracellular anatomical structure; nuclear envelope; RNA polymerase II, holoenzyme.